UGAUAAGCCAAGGGAGCAAAAAAAAGGAUAGCCGAUAAUCUAACCGAAACCGAAUAAAGUUACUGAGUGUCCGUUCGGUGUGGGUUGUUGCUCUUAAAUAACGGAGAUAAUGAAUUCGGCUAAGAAGGCGGUUCAGCUGCUGCAGCUAAGUUCACGGCAAUUAUCGACAUCACAGCUGACGAGGAAAGCCACAACCGGCGCUCCGUUAGAUAAUGUGCAUCCAGGAUACAAAAAGCUGAAGGCGAAACAGGAAAAAUUUCAGGUUAAUGAUGGCCUUCCCGUUUUUCUCAAAGGUGGAAUUGUGGACAAAGUACUGUACCAUACAACAUUGGGACUUUGUGCUGUUGGACUUGGCAUGACCUUCAAAUUUUAUUAUGAUAUGGCAGUGCCUAGAAAGUAGAUGUAUUAGUUCUUUGUGUAAAUGGGAGAGGUAGUUAGUGCAGGCAGAUUCUCAUUUCUGUAAGUUAUUGCAGGUGACUGUACAAAUCUGUAAAUUGCAUUUAAUAAAUACUGAGAAGUACUUAGUGUUUACAGUGAAUUGUUACAAAGAUUAUUAACAUUGUUUAUUUUCUGUUUAUUCUUAAUUUGAAUGUCAUAUCUUAAAUAAAUCUCAUUGCUUGUUAAAAGUGCAUUAAUGUGAUGGUUUCUGUUAACUGGCAACGGAGAUGCAGACUUGGAACUUCACAUCAGUCCAGCAUACAGUUUUAAAUCUGUAUGACUGUAAUGACUUAAUAUGUUUCUGUUUUAUGUAUAUGUAACAAUUGAGUAAAGAGAAGAAACAUUAUCUGAGAUAAAA
Molecule: messenger RNA, 796 nt
Organism: Schistocerca americana (American grasshopper)
Lineage: Eukaryota; Metazoa; Arthropoda; Insecta; Orthoptera; Acrididae
Product: cytochrome c oxidase subunit 7A, mitochondrial-like
Exons: 3
Coding region: 110-400 (96 amino acids)
Biological process (GO): mitochondrial respirasome assembly; mitochondrial electron transport, cytochrome c to oxygen; regulation of oxidative phosphorylation
Source: RefSeq, a predicted model, not a curated record